AUGACCUCCCUCCCGCUCAAUCUCUGGCACCUCUACGUGGACAACCUUGUCCGUUAUGAGAAAGGCUCCUGGGUCUCCUCGAUUGCCUCGACAUGCCGUAUACUCGCGGUCAUGCUCAUCCUGCCGUUUGCGCUCCUCAUGAUGCUGGACGUCGCGUCGUACGUGAUCGCGCGCACGCUCGGGGUCAUCGACCAGACGAAGGCGUCCACCGGCGGCGACCACCUCGCCGUGCCCGCCACCGCCCCCGCGAUCGUCACGCCGCCCCCGGCGGAGGAGACGACGCGCGCGGCGGCGACGCCCCUCCCGCCCGUGAGCGACGACGAGGACCUGCUCGGGGGCAACCUCCGCCUCGCCGGCGUCGACACCUUCUCGCCCGCGCCGUCGCUCCCCGCCUCGCCCGUGCUGUCGCGGCGCGAGUUUGUCGGGGACCGUGAGCGCGACGGCGUGGGCUCCCCCGGGUCUGCUCACGGGCACGCGCUGGGGCUCGGGCUCGGGCUCGGGCUCACGCGCAUCAAGACGCCCCCGGCCGCGGGCGAGGGCGGGCGGCGGCAGGAGGCGAGCGAGGAGGCGUCGAGCAGCGGGGAGUCGUCGUUCACGAUCGUGGACGGGGACGACGGCGCGGAGGACGGGGUGAUGCUCCGCAGGCGGGCAUGGCAGACGGGAACCGGUGGCGACAGCGGCGACGGCGCCGCGUAG
Molecule: messenger RNA, 696 nt
Organism: Epithele typhae
Lineage: Eukaryota; Fungi; Basidiomycota; Agaricomycetes; Polyporales; Epitheliaceae
Exons: 2
Coding region: 1-696 (231 amino acids)
Source: RefSeq, a predicted model, not a curated record